Messenger RNA from Esox lucius (northern pike), 2593 nucleotides. RefSeq names its product zinc finger protein RFP. NCBI's taxonomy places the organism in Eukaryota, Metazoa, Chordata, Actinopteri, Esociformes, Esocidae. Bases 354 to 2459 code for a protein of 701 amino acids. The transcript is spliced from 14 exons. Gene Ontology annotation, molecular function: zinc ion binding; protein binding. The record is from RefSeq and is a predicted model, not a curated record.
CGAACACACGUCCAGCUGGUUGGAUUGGCUGGGUGGAGGGAGAAGAGGUGGAGCCUACUGUAGAAACUACAGCCUCAGUUUAAAUCUGGAUUGUUGUUUAGAGCAUUGAGGAAAAGAGAGACACAAAGUGAUAAAAGUGACGAAGUGUAUUAAAUGGAUAAAUGAUAGCAAGAUUGAGGAAUUGGAGACAGACUUACAGAAACCAGUGCCCAGGACAAUAUCCACUUGGAAGUGUGAAGCACCAAAGACCAGGUACUGAGAUCUACUUGUCCUCUUGGUGCAAAGCUCAAGACCAGUAGCUCUACCAGCCAUCCAUCAAAUCUCCCCAGCUCUCUCAUCUCCCCAGGCCCAGAAUGGCUCUCUCCGGCCAGGUUGGCUACCUCUCUGAGGACCAGUUUAUCUGCUCUAUCUGCCUCGAUGUGUUCACCAACCCAGUCUCCACACCCUGUGGACACAGCUACUGCCUGGGCUGCAUCUCUGCCUACUGGGAUGGGGGAACAGGUAAGCCGUGCGUUUGCCCACUGUGCAAAGAGAGCUUCAGGAAGAAGCCAGAGCUUCACAUCAACCGCACCCUGAAGGAGAUCACCGAGCAGUUCAAGAAAAUGGCCGACGCUGGGUUGGAUGGCGGGGCGCGGAUGACGGGAGGAGCCGGUUUAGUGGGUGUGGGUAACAGCGUUGGUGGUGGUAGUGCUGGGGGUGGUGGGAGGGGGUCAAACGGGGAACACCCUCCGGUCCUUCCAAAACCCACGGGGAUGGGUGGGAUGCCUGGAGAUCUCUUUGCUGAGAUGAAGACCAAGUUCCGGAGACCGACCUCCAGGACCCCUCCACCGGUACUCCACCCCCACCCGCCCCUGCCCUUCCCCAACACGGCCAACCAAUCGACCCCGGUACUCCACCCCAACCCGCCCCUGCCCUUCCCCAACACGGCCAACCAAUCGUCCCCGGUACUUCAACCCCCCCCUAUUGUCCCACGGAGGUACACGCUGAGUGGACCAGCUGAUUCGACCCCGGACGCCCCCCUCUGCUUGGAACACCAACGGGGGCUGGAGUUCUUCUGCCGGACAGACCAGACAUGUGUUUGUGGUGCCUGCAUGGAGCGAGUGCACUAUGGACACGAGGCUAUACCUGCCAAGAGGGAAUGGCAGAUCAAGAAGUCUCAGUUGAACAUCGCAGAGGUUGAGCUUAGGGAUAUGAUCGCGGAGAGAGAGAGGAAGGUGGAGGAAAUCAGGGCAUCACUGCAGGAAAUACAGGUGUGUGCAGAGCAUGAUACUGCCGGCAGUGUGCAUGUCUUCUCCACGCUGGUGAGCUCCUUGGAGAGGGGUCAGGCGGAACUGCUGGAGGUUAUAGAUUCAGCACACCAGACUGCAAAGCACAGAGGACAGUCACUCAUCAGAGACUUGGAGCAGGAGAUCGCUGAACUGAAGAAGAGGAGCGCAACACUGACCCAGUUAAGCAAUACCGAUGACUACUUAUUCUUUUUCAAGACGUUACCCUCCAUCUCCACCCCACCACAGACCAGGGAUUGGUCAGAUGCAGUCGUGAGCUCAGACCUCACCUCUGGGACGGUCCUUCGGACUGUCAAUCAAAUGCUGGAGCACUUUCAGGAAAUGCUCAAGAGGCUGCCGAAGAUCUGUUUUAAUCCUCAAUUUCAACCAGACCAGCCUGUGGGAAGAUUGAGCCCAGACCAGUUGCAUUCUCAUCCAGACCAGUUGUGUUCUCCGCCAGACCAAUUGCGUUCUCCGCCAGACCAGUUGCGUUCUCCGCCAGACCAGUCCGUGGAAAGAUAUAGUCCAAGUUUGCUUUCUCAACCAGACCAAACCUUGGGAAGAUAUAGUCCAAAUUUGCAUGCACAACCAGACCAGUCAGUGGGAAAAAAUCCAAAGGUGAGGAGUGUCCAGGAAUAUGCAGUGGACAUAACUCUGGACCCCCUCACUGCCCACCCCCGCCUCCACAUCUCUGAGGAUGGCAAGCAGGUGAGCUGCAGCGAGCGCUUCCAGCCCGUGCCGGACGGCCCCGAGCGCUUUGACCGGGUGGUCUGCGUCCUGGGGCACCAGUCGUUCUCCUCGGGACGCCAUUACUGGGAGGUGGAUGUGGGCGGGAAGACUGACUGGGACCUGGGCGUGGCUAGCCACUCCAUCAACCGGAAGGGGAAGAUCACCGUAAGUCCGUCCCACGGCUACUGGUUCCUGAGCCUGAGGGAUAAGAACGACUAUGCUUUCCGAACGGAACCGUCGACGGCACUGGGUCUGAACCAGAAGCCCAGCCGGAUAGGGAUCUAUGUGGACUGCGACAAGGGACAGGUGUCUUUCUAUAACGUGGAUGCUAAGACGCUCAUCUAUACAUUCCACGGUAGCUUCGCGGAUUCGAUUCAUCCCUUCUUCAGUCCAUGUACCAAUAAGUCUGGAAGGAAUGAGGCACCACUGAUUAUUUGUCCUGUCUCAAUGCCACUAGCAGAGUGAGAUGGCUUUAAUGCUGUAUUCAAGACAGUUGGGUAUGGCUGGGGACAGUUGAGAAACUCAGACGUCUGACUUCAGUGCUUCAUUGGGAAAUGUAGAUGAAAGAAUUAACUCAGAGUAUGAAUAAAAAUGUUGAG